This is a messenger RNA of Aureobasidium vineae, 3282 nucleotides long. The record is from the annotation of a GenBank genome assembly. NCBI's taxonomy places the organism in Eukaryota, Fungi, Ascomycota, Dothideomycetes, Dothideales, Saccotheciaceae.
AUGACCACGCAAAAGCACCAGCAGGAGAUUGAGGAGCUAAAUUCCAAACACAGUGCUCAGCUUGAUGAGGCUCAGAAGGCUUCUCAGACCACAUCCGCAGAGACUCUGCAACAGCACAAGCAAGAGGUUGAAGAGCUGGAAGCUAAGCAUCGUGAGCAGCUCAACAAGGCCAAGAAGGCUUCUGAAACCACUUCUUCUGAGGUUGUUCAAAAGCACCAACAGGAGCUCGAAGAGUUGCAAAACAGCCAUCGUGAGAAGCUCGAUCUCCACGAAAAGCGCUCCGCCGAAGCUCGUCAAACCGUUGAGAAGCAAGUGGAGAAACUCAAUGAGCAGCUCAGCAAACUCCACCUGGAUAGCCAGACUGAGGUGUCUUCACUUCGUGAGGAGGUCGAGAACAAGUCUGCGGAGACUCAGCAAAUUCAAAAGGAAAUCGAGACUCUUCGCCAGGAAGCCAGCAACGCAAAAGCAACACACAAUGACUUCCAAGCUCAGAUCGAGAAACUUGGUCAGGAUCACCAGGACCAACUUGAGUCUCAUGCACGCGAAUCUGAAGAGAAGCUGACCGAGCUCAAGCGCUCUCAUGAGGCGCAAUUAUCUGCGGUUCGUGAAGAAGUGGAGCAAGCCAAAACUACCGAGUCGCAGACACAAUUGAAUGCCCUCCGUCAAGAUCACGAGAAGGAACUGAGCAGCCGCACCACUGAAUCUGAUGAGAAGCUCUCUGAGCUCAAGCGUACUCAUGAGACCCACCUGGCCACUGUCCGUCAAGAAGUGGAGCAGGCUAAGACUGGAGAGAUGGAGACACAGCUGGAAGCCCUUCGCGAACAGCACAAGAAGGAUCUCGACGACCACAUCGCUGGAAACGACAACAAGAUUGCAGAACUGAAGAGCAGUCAUGAGCAAGCUGUCGCCGAUGCUCAGCGGGUUGCAGGGGAGGCUGAAGCAAAGUUGCAGUCUCAGCUCAAUGAUCUCCGCGAACAACAUGAGAAGGAGCUCAGCAGCCAUGCUGCUGACACAGACCUUAAGCUCUCUGAGGUCAACAAGCAUCAUGAGCAAAAGCUUUUGGAGGUACAGCAAACCGCCGAGAAGGCCCAAGCCGAGCUACAGUCCCAUCUUGAGCAGUUGGAAGCUAGCCACCAAAAAGCUCUGGAACUUCAAGCCGACGAGACUGUAAUUAGACUUACAGAAAUGGCUUCGAACCAUUCGCAAGAACUGGCAAAGGUUCAACAACUGCUAACGACCAGCCAGGGAGAAGCAGAGACGAAGCUUGAGCAAUUGAAACAGAGCCACGAAGAGGAGAUCGCCUCCGUCCGCCAACAAGCUGAAGACCAACGACUCCAAGCUGUCCAGUCACAUGAGCAACAACUCUCGAAGCUCGAAGAAGAAAAGAAAGAGAACCAAUCAUCGGCCGUGCGUGUGCAACAAACCCUCCAAGAAGAGCUUCAGCAAGAAAAGCAAAAACUGACCGAAGUAGAAGCAAGAGCUCAAGAGAAUAGUAUCAAAGAGACGCAAGAACGGGGCCGACAACUAGCUCAGGCUAAGGAGGAGCACGAAUCCGCAAUCGGAGGGUUGAGAGCUGAGCUUGCGGUCACCAACCAAAAGCUCGAGCAGACAGAGUCGGAUACGCAAGAACUUGCUGGGGAGAGACAGAGUUUGAUGAACGAGUUGGACGCUUUGAGAAAGGAGAUGAAGAAUGAAAAACAACGGCAGAUUGCGACAGAAGAGGAGAGAGCUACGACAUUGGAUACAAGACUGAUUGAGGAGAAGAAAUUGGAAACCAAACUGGCCACUGUGGAAAACGAACGACAAGAAGCCGCUCUCACCAUUGCACAGCUGACUUCCGAAAAGGACGACAGCUCCAAGGAGUUUGAUGUCUUGACAUCCCGGUUGGAAAACCUUACCAUUGAGUUAGAACAAACUAAGCAAAGCCUGGUCGACAAUGGUACUGAUUCAGACUCGAAGCUCAGGGACCUCCAAGCACAGCUCCAAGAAACGCUAGCAGAGAACGCAGCGCUCAGCAAGCAAAGUCAACUCCUCAGACCCACGACGCCUCUGAACAAGACGAUUUCCUAUGGCAGGUCAGCUUCGGUCGGAAGUUUGAGCCAGAGGUCAGGUGCGGAAGAUUACUUUGGUCGUUCAGAGUCCGAUUUCUCUGAUAUGGGCAAGGUCAUUUCUGCCAACGAGGCUGUCUUCACCCAGAAAAUAAAGGAGCACAUUGGCAGUCUGGAGCAAGCCAGAGAUCAGCUUAACCAAGUGUACAAGCAGAGGUUUGAUGCCAUGGUCGACGAGAGGGAAAGACGUGAGGAGCAGCUCGAAUCUCAGCAUGACACUGAACUAGAAGCUGCUCGCAACAAGCUGAGGGCAAGCUACUCUCAACCCCUCUACAACACGGACAUCAAGACUUCGGCCUCUACGCCCUCUGACGGACACGUGGACGAGUUCCAGAUACAAGACAAGCGACUGGUCUUGGAAUGUUCAGAGCGACUCGCAAACAGGAAAUCGCAGGUUCAACACCAUCACAACCUGCAGUUCCAAGCCCUGAGCGAAGAGUACGACAAGAAGAUCUCCGAGCUACUAGGCGAAAAAGACAUGCUAGACUCUGACCUCAGUAUCGGGCCUGAACGCUUCGAGGAGAUGUCCGAGCAGAUUGACCGCUUGCACAGCGCAGCCAAUAGCCCGGCUUCCAUACGCCACAGACCUCUGCGCUCAGUGACUUCGAUCGAUCAAUUCCAAGGCAACCAGCACCUCUAUCGCAACAUCGAAACCUACCACCCUACGCGAGCAGAAUCACCUGGUUCCUUGUCGCGCCCCGGAUCCGCCGACCCUAGUCAUGGUUCACUUCGUCGCAAAACCAGUCAUGGUCGCUUGUCGCAAUUCAUCGGUAGAAUGUCCUCGCCAUUCUCUUCUUCUCGCAGCUCCCGCUCCUCCGCCUCUGGUGCCACUCGUCCUCACACAACCGGCCACCGUGUAGUCUCCACACCACCACCCUCAUCCCGCCCUGAAUAUUUUAAGCAUUCCAUCAGUGAAGGAUCGAGCACGUUGGGCAGGAACAGUGUACGGCCCAUGACUGCCGAAGCUCGCUUACGCGACCACGCAGAUAUGGAUUUCUCCAUUGGACCUGAAAGGUUUGAAGCGCUACAGGAAGGCAAAGAGUUGAAGAGUGAAGAGUUUAGCAGGAGAGGUAGUGCUGUCACGGGUAUUGAGCAAGCGACGCAGCAACAGCACAAGAGUCCGAAGAUUUUGAGACAUAUCUCGGGGUCGAUCAGGAAGAAGAUGGCUUCGUAG